Molecule: messenger RNA, 2004 nt
Organism: Lingula anatina
Lineage: Eukaryota; Metazoa; Brachiopoda; Lingulata; Lingulida; Lingulidae
Product: annexin A11
Cellular component (GO): cytoplasm; plasma membrane; vesicle membrane
Molecular function (GO): phosphatidylserine binding; calcium-dependent phospholipid binding; calcium ion binding
Source: RefSeq, a predicted model, not a curated record
CAUGGGAGGCAUGGGCAUGGGAGGCAUGGGCAUGUCAGGCAUGAUGGGAACGAUGGGAGCCAUGAUGGAUAGUGCUUUCAAUGUGAAUAACCUUCCUCAGUUUGGUAUGCAAGCAGGACCUCAGAACAAUAUGUUCCAAAUGUCAAAUUUUCAAGGGGGUCACCAAGCCACACAGCAGCAUGUGCAGCACAUUCAGCAACAAUACCAGCAUCAAUAUCAGCAAAACUAUCAGCAGGGACAGUCUCAGCAGAUGCAGGGUGCUGCUCCUCAGGCUCCUAUGCAAAUCCCCCCAUCAAUGCAAGCCAGAGCUUACAACCAACAACUGAGCAAUGCGGGCAUGUUCAGUAUGUCGCAUGAAAUGCAGAUAGAGGCUGGUUUGAUUGAAGAAGAUGAGCAUAGAGUCAGAAGAAAGCAAAAAUCAAAAAAAUGGAAAGAUGAAGAUGAGGAACCAGUUGAUGAAGAUGCAGAGAAAGAGAGGUUGAAGCAGGAACUUGAAGAGAUGAAGAAACAGCAAGAAGAAGUCCGUAAGAAGCUGGCUGAUAACAAAGAAUUAUCUGAGAAAUUGAGGGCAUUGUUUGUAAAGGGAUUGCAGCGGUGCUUGGCAGUGUCUGGGACCUUGGACCCCACUGAGGGCACAGUGAAGCCCAUGCUGGUCUACCCAAGUGACAACGAAGACCCAGUUGUUCUUUGGUCCAAAUCUUCUGAUUAUGGUGAUGUGUCUGGAAAGAAAUGGAGUUCUGAGGAUGACUGUGCAUACCUGAGAGAGGCCUUAAAGGGACUAGGUACAAAUGAGGAUGCUGUUAUCCAUAUUGUAGCAACUCGUUGCAACUCCCAAAGACAGGAGUUGAAGCUAAAGUACAAGACCAUGUACGGAAGAGAUCUGAUUGAAGAUAUUAAGUCUGAAUUAAGUGGUGACUUCAGGGAGGCUGUGAUGGCUUGUUUUGUGAAACCUGCUGAAUAUGACGCUUGGAGCAUUAAGGAGGCCAUCUAUGGACUGGGUACAGAUGAGGCAUCACUUAUUGAGAUCCUGAUGACCAGAACCAAUCCACAGAUCAAGGAGAUACUGGCAGUGUAUGCUGAUGUUGCUAGCCCCAACAGAAAGGUGACUGGCUCUUUGCUUGAAAAAGAUAUCACUGAUGAUACAAGUGGAGACUUCAAGAGACUUUUGAUUUCAGCAGCCCAGGGAAAUCGUGAUGAGUUGACAAUUACUGAGGAUGCUGUCGAAGAAAUAUUAUUGGAUGAUGCACCCACUGGACAGUUCCGCAUCAACUUUUCCAAACUUGUGGAUGUUGAUAAGUGUAAGAGAGAUGCUGCAAUUUUGUAUAAGGCUGGAGAGGACAGAUGGGGUACAGAUGAAGAAGCUUUCAACAGGAUUUUUUCUGUAAGGAACUAUUAUGAACUGAGACACACAUGGGAUGAAUAUGUCAAGCUUUCCCAGCGAGAUAUCCUGAACUCAGUAGAUCGUGAAACCUCUGGUGAUUUCAAGGCAGGACUGAAAGCAAUAGUAAUGAACAUCCGUUGUCGUCCAAUGUUCUUUGCUGAACGACUGAAAGCUUCUAUGAAAGGGCUAGGCACAGAUGACAAGACUUUGAUAAGAAUUAUUGUAUCCAGAUCUGAGAUUGAUAUGGUUCAGAUCAAGGCAGCAUUCCUUGCACUGACAGGGCAGACUCUGUGGAACUGGAUUAAGAGUGACUGCUCUGGAGACUACAAGAAACUACUGCAGGCAAUUGUGGGAAGAGAUUAACCUGCUGUUCAAGGAAGGAACCAAUUCAUCCACGUGAAAGAAAACAUAUCAGAUAGUAAACUGUAUUGAUUGAACUUUUGAUGUUUUGCAAGUACACUGUGUUAAUUGAAAUGUUGAUGUUUUCCAUCUAAUCUAAGUGUAUAUUUUUGGACCAGGAUUUGUACCGUUCACUGGUGUAUCCAGGAUUUUGCUCAGGUGGUAGGGAGUGAGGUGUGGGAUAUAUAAGAUAACAGGCGAGGACAAUUUCACUAUAGGUAGGG